GGAGAAAGGCGCCACCCCGAGUGACAUCACCAAGGCCUUCCGGAAGCUCGCGCUCGUCAGCCACCCGGACCGGGGCGGAGACGAGGAGCAGUUCAGCAGGAUCGGGCGGGCCUACGAGUGCCUGUCGGAUCCGAAGGCCCGCGCCAGGUACGACCGCUCUGGGCGCACGGCCCCGCUGACCGUCGAGGAGGAGUUCCGAGAGUCCUUCUUCGGCCGCGCGGGAGACCAGGCGCAGAAAUGCGAGGACGGACCCGGCGGCGCGGGGCCUGCCGCGGCAGCCCCCCCCGCCGCCGCGGUCCUGGCGGCGGCGGCGCGCGAGCAGGAGCGCGCCGAAGCGCGGCGGCGCCUCGACGAGGCCGAGCGGCGCGACGCC
This is a messenger RNA of Prorocentrum cordatum, 373 nucleotides long. The record is from the annotation of a GenBank genome assembly. Lineage: Eukaryota; Dinophyceae; Prorocentrales; Prorocentraceae.